Erigeron canadensis is the source of this 1714-nucleotide messenger RNA. Its product is annotated as AAA-ATPase At5g17760-like. Gene Ontology annotation, molecular function: ATP binding; ATP hydrolysis activity. The transcript is spliced from 3 exons. The record is from RefSeq and is a predicted model, not a curated record. Bases 117 to 1607 code for a protein of 496 amino acids. Lineage: Eukaryota; Viridiplantae; Streptophyta; Magnoliopsida; Asterales; Asteraceae.
CAAAAUUUCAUCACUUUAAGCUUUUUUCUCUACUAUUCUAAACUAAUAAACACACAUUUGACAUUCAUUCUUAUUUUUCUCUGGUAUCUCAUAAUAGUAACUAGUCAGAAAGGAAAAUGGCAACUCGCAACUUUCUGGACAUGCCGACCCCUUCAUCUCUGCUGUCGGCCUAUGCCUCAAUGUCAACUUCAAUCAUGCUUUUCCGAACGAUGUUCGACCAGCUCUUUCCUAGAGAACUCCGGAAUUAUGUCAUGGAAGCGAUUCGAUUUUAUUGGAAACCAAAAUCAUCAAAGCUCACUCUAGUUUUCGACGAAAGAGAUGGCAUAACAAGUAACCACAUGUUUGAUGCUGCUGAAGCCUUUAUGUUUACUAAAAUCAACCCUGAUUCCAACCGUCUUAGGAUUACCAAGACUGUUAAAGAAAAACACAUCAAUAUCAAGUUUGCAGAAUCUGAGAAAGUAGUAGAUUUGUUUGAAGGAAUCCCUGUUACAUGGACGUAUGUCCGUGAACAAAAUCAUGGUGGUGGCGGUGGCGGCAGCAGUGGUGGUGUCUAUCAUCUUGGGUAUUCUAAUGGAAACAGAAGCUCGAGUGGUGGUUUUUCCAUUGAGAAAAGAUAUUUCGAGUUGAAAUUUGAUAAGGAGUAUAAAGAGAUAAUAAUAAGUUCUUAUCUGCCAUAUAUUAUUAGGAAAGCUAAAGAGCUAGAGGAACAAAAGAAAGACGUCAAGUUACAUAACCUACAGCUCCCGUAUCCAGGUAAUCCAGGUGGUUCUAAAGAAUCCGUGAAUCUAGAUCAUCCAUCAACGUUUGAUACGCUCGCGAUGGACCCUAAGAUGAAGAAGGCCAUCAUUGACGAUUUGGAUUUGUUUUUGAGACGGAAAGAUUUUUAUAAAAAAGUUGGGAAAGCCUGGAAAAGAGGGUAUUUGUUGUAUGGUCCGCCCGGGACAGGGAAAUCUAGUUUGAUUGCGGCCAUAGCCAAUUAUCUUAAGUUUGAUAUAUAUGAUUUGCAGUUGAUGAAUGUUGGAGGUGAUUCUGGCUUAAAGAACUUGAUGUUAAGAACAUCAAAUCGGUCCAUACUUGUUAUUGAAGAUAUCGAUUGUAGCAUACAAUUGCCUGAUCGGAAGGGAACUCCUCUUCAGCCUAAUUAUCUUGAUUAUAAACCCACUCGUGAUCCCCAGUUCUCUUUGUCGGGGCUUUUGAAUUUCAUAGACGGUCUAUGGUCGUGUUGUGGGGAUGAACGUAUAAUAAUAUUUACAACAAACCACAAAGAAAGACUUGACCCUGCAUUGCUUAGACCAGGGCGGAUGGAUGUACAUAUUCACAUGUCCUACUUGACCGGUGAUGGGUUCAAGACACUAGCGGCUAAUUACCUUAGCAUUCACGACCACCAUUGGCGAUUCAGGGAAAUCAAAGAGUUAAUCGAUUGCAAGAAGGUUACACCAGCAGAGGUGGCCGAGGAAUUAAUGAAGUCUGAUAAUGUGGAGGUUGUGUUGGAAGGACUUGUGAACUUUUUGAAACGUAAGAGGACGGAAGAAGAUGAACCUAAAGAUGUGAUCAGUGACGAAAAUGGUGAAGUUCAUGAGGCUAAAAAGGUCAAAAUUGUACCAUGACUCAAGAAUUCGAUAUGGUUGUCUGGUUUUAAUACUUGAUGAAGUUUAUGAUGAAGUUUGUAAACUAAUGCUAAUUUAUAUAUGGAUAACUUUAUUUUAUGUGACCA